Molecule: messenger RNA, 1753 nt
Organism: Perca flavescens (yellow perch)
Lineage: Eukaryota; Metazoa; Chordata; Actinopteri; Perciformes; Percidae
Product: C-X-C chemokine receptor type 1
Exons: 2
Coding region: 53-1117 (354 amino acids)
Biological process (GO): positive regulation of cytosolic calcium ion concentration; immune response; neutrophil chemotaxis
Cellular component (GO): membrane; external side of plasma membrane
Molecular function (GO): C-C chemokine binding; C-C chemokine receptor activity; C-X-C chemokine receptor activity
Source: RefSeq, a predicted model, not a curated record
UGCCUGUACUAAAUUCGCAGCAACAUGUCAGGAACAGCUUUAAUGACCACUCAUGUCGUUCAUCUAUAGCUUUGAGAAUUAUGAACUGAAUGAAACCAUCCACAACAACUACACAACCUACAUUCCGGAUCCAGAGAAGAUAUCAUGUGGGACAGAACCUCUGACUUCUACAGCAGCUCUGACCCUGUGUCUCAUCCUCAUUGCCAUCUUUUUCCUGGCAAUACCUGGGAACCUGUUAGUGGGGUGGGUGAUCGGCACCAGCAGACAGACGCUGACUCCGUCGGAUGUGUACCUGUUUCACUUGACAAUAGCGGAUGGUCUGAUGGCCCUAACCCUCCCAUUCUGGGCAGCUGCAGCUAUCCAAGGAUGGAUCUUUGGAGACUUAAUGUGCAAGCUCCUCAGCCUCAUCAAAGAAGUAAACUUCUACACCAGCAUCCUCUUUCUGGCCUGCAUUAGCAUCGACCGCUAUCUUGUGAUAGUGCACGCCAGCGAGAGUCUCCAGAGUCGUCAGAGGACAUGCAGCCGGAUCCUGUGUGGAGCAGUUUGGGCCCUUGGUGGGGCCCUCGCUCUGCCUGCGCUUUUCAGUGAUGCCUCCGAGCUACCUAACUCAGAGGGGAUGAUGUGCCAAGAAUCCUUUCACAUCGGCAGCGCCUCCUUAUGGAGGAGUUUCACUCGCGGGUUUCGCCAUAUUUUUGGCUUCUUGCUCCCUCUGGGUGCCAUGAUAGCCUGCUACAGCGUCACCAUCGCGAGGCUGCUGCGCACUCGAGGUUUCCAGAAGCACAGGGCCAUGAAGGUGAUCAUAGCCGUGGUGAUUGCGUUUCUUCUGUGCUGGACGCCAUACCACAUAGUCCUGAUAGUGGAAACACUCCUGAGGGCUAAGCUGAUAAAUUAUGACUGUGCUUUGAGGAAAUCCGUGGACAGGGCUUUGUAUAUAAGUCAAAACCUGGCUCUGUCCCACAGCUGCAUCAACCCUUUCCUCUAUGCCUUCGUAGGAGUGAAGUUCAGGGACAAAAUGACGCGACUUCUUCAGCGGAAAGCCAGACAGGAGUGGAUGUCAGGGUCAAAGUUCAGCAGGUCGACAUCUCAGACCUCAGAAAACAACGGAGCUGUUCUUUGAAAUCGAUCAAUGUAGACUAACAUUUAAAAAAGAUAUAUGUUUAUGAUUGUGUAUUUUCCCUUUUUUGUCUUUAAGCCAGAAAAUUAUUUCCAUCUGCAAUUUGGAAAAUCUUUGAUUGGAAGAGUAGCCUGAACAGUAUUUAGUAUUUUCAUGCAGUCUCUAAUUUGGAUUUGUGGUACAUUGCUGCCAUCUAUUGGAUUUACUGUUCUCUACAUCAACUAUGAAGCCUCUGAUUUGAUCAAAUCUAUUUUCAUUUUUCUCAUUAUUUCCGUUUUCCUUGCUCAGGAGUAGACCAGCAUUAUAAUUCUGUAAAUGUUUUUUAGUGUUUUUAAUCUUGGAGUGCAUGUAUUUGAAAUAGGUCUAUACAAUAGGUACCCCCAAUUCAACCCUUCACUCUGACACUGCUUUUAUAAUCCAUCUGAUGUUUCCGUUUAUUUAUAGCCUAUGCUGUAUAUGCUAAAAAUGUUUUAGAAACUGUAAAUUUGCUGUCUUCAUGUUUCAAUGUUUUCAGGUUCCAACAAGUUCAUCAUCAGGCUAUGCAAUCUUUCCUGCACUGACUGAUUUAAUCUUGUAGACUUGUGGUUAGUUAAUAUUCACACAGGGUAUUUUCUGACAAAUAAAAUAAUGAACAACUCA